Messenger RNA from Mytilus californianus (California mussel), 6862 nucleotides. RefSeq names its product synergin gamma-like. The record is from RefSeq and is a predicted model, not a curated record. NCBI's taxonomy places the organism in Eukaryota, Metazoa, Mollusca, Bivalvia, Mytilida, Mytilidae. The transcript is spliced from 19 exons. Gene Ontology annotation, cellular component: clathrin coat of trans-Golgi network vesicle. Gene Ontology annotation, molecular function: protein binding. Bases 99 to 4361 code for a protein of 1420 amino acids.
AGGAAACAAAAAUAAUCGAAACUUCUGUCAACAUCUAACGUCAUUUGCAUGUACAAAUGUAGCUGAUUAUAGCCUGAUACAAUCAUAAAUGAUAGAUUAUGGGUGAUAAUAGGAAUACAAGAAUGCCAAUGAAUCAUCCUACAGGUAACUUUGGAAUGCAACAGUUUCCACAACAAUAUGUUCAGCAAGGAAUGGUUAGAUAUCCCAUGAUGCAGAAUACAGGUCACAUGAUGCAGUCACAUGGCCAGAUGCAGUCACAUGGUCAGAUGCAACAUGUUCAAAGACCUCCAAACAUGAUGUUUCCUGGACAGAUGGGGAUGAGAGGACCGGGUAUGGCCCCACCACCUUACAGACCAACAGCUAUAGGGCAGCAAUACAGGGCAAAUAAUCCUCCAGCAAGACAACCCAUGUCACCAGAAAGUAUGAAGAAAAUGGAGAAGGAAAAGUUUUAUUUAGAACAAAAACAGAAGUUGAAGCAGUUCCAUACACAGUCUGUUGAUGCUAACAAAUUGAUAGAAAAUAUGUUUGGUAAAACAGAGAAACAUAAAGUCAAACAGAAUAUUCCAGCACCUGAAGAAGAGUUUAAUGACAGCUUUGGUGAUUUUAUUGGUGGACCAUCAGCAAGUUUGCCCACUCAACCAGAACCUGUUCAGCAACCAAAAGAAGAAGUUGUAAAUACUGAUGACCUGCCCACAAAGGAAACAAAUGGUAACCAGUCACCAAGGGGUGUUCUGCAACAAAAAGUUGAAAAGAAAGUUGAUAUAAAUACGAUGAUGAUGGAAUGUUCUGAUCUGACGGCUCCUGUUAAGGCUAAAACUUUCCAUAAACCAACUCUGAAGGAGGUAAAUCCUUCUCAUCAUGGUCAUACAGCAAAACAACAUGAAAGUAAGCAGGCUAAGCAGUGGAAACAGAUGAAUUUGGAUGAUUUAGGAGAUAUGUUUGUUGUAGAAGGGCCAGCAAUGAGACCAGAAGAGACAACACCGGAUAAGAAAGAUUUAGGUCUGCCUCACUGGUGUAAAGAUGAGACAAAGAUACCUGAACUAUAUAAACAUGUACUGGAGGCUAGUGUUGUAGAAGAUUUAAUACAGACAGAUCGUUUGUAUCCUAUACUUAUCCUGAGUGGUUUACCAAAGGAGGUUCUUGGUCAGAUUUGGUCGAUGUGUAACAAAAUGACUCCUGGUCAGCUGAUCAAAGAAGAGUUAUAUCUUAUCCUAGGGUUUAUUUUUCUAGCACAGAACCAGCAACCACUUAGUAUUGAGUUACUACACAGGAUACCCCAUGCUCCCACUCCAUUCUUAGCCCCACCUCAGCAUUCUAGUCAACCCAACCAAUUCAGUCCUGCUCCUACUCCACCAAUUAAUCAACCAACCACCAGUCAGACUUCUAGUGCUCAACCAUGCCAGCCAACAGGGAUGCCAUCAGGUAUAAAUACAGUUAUCAGUCAGAUACCACCAUCAUCAACAACAAAUUCAUUUGGGCAGACGACAGUUGGCAUGACAACUAGUGGUAGUCAGGGGCCGAUAACUCCUAUUCCUAGUCUGCCAGGACCUAUAGCUGGUCCCAGCACAGAUAGUUGGCAUUCACAUAAUAUAGGGGCUCCAGUAAACCAGGGAGCUACUGGUAAUCAGACAACGGUUACUAUGACAACAAGUGGCAGUAAUCUCAGCAUGGGUGAGGACGAUGACUUUGCUGAUUUCCAGGAGGCUCCAAAAAUAACAAAAGAAGUUACUAAAGUAAAAAUUACCAAACCAGCUGGAGCCAAAGAAGAUAAAGUGAAACCUGUGUCUGCCAAAGAAGACAAGAAGGAUUACCUUUAUUCUGUACCACUGCCAGAUGAUGAGCUACCUGAGCACCAGCUCUCUACAGAACAACAUUACUCUAAUGUCAGCAACUUCUUUGGUAGUGACGAUUCCUCAGAAUGUGUUACUGACAAAUGCUCCGAUACAGUUUCAGCAGUUCCCAAGAAAGUCCUAAGCAAUACUAAAGGGGCCUCAACACCAAACAGUAUGGAUGAUGAUUUUGACGAUUUUAAAUCUGCAGGUAGACCUAGUGACAGUAGUCAGUUUACAUCAUCAGAACAGUCAGAGAAUGAAGACUUCAAAGUUUUAGAGUCUUACCUGGACGACUUUAGUAAUAAAAAGAAGGAUAUUGAAAAACAGGAGAGUCCAUUGCAUAGGCCGAUAUCAAAAACUACAAAUUUACCACCAACAGCAUAUAACAACAAUGUCAACCCAAUACCAGCAAUCAAAAGUCUUUGGCCAAAGCCAGACGACAAGAAAAAAGCAACAGCUACUCCAAAGGCUGUUACAUUAACUAAAACUACUACAUUUUCACCACAGUCAUCAGAUUCUGAGUUUGCUGACUUUCAACAGGCUCCCCAGGUUGUUACCAAGGACGAUAAUUUGUCUGCAUCAAAAAGUGCAACUGACCUCAUUGGAGAUGAGGACAAGUAUGCAGCAUUUAGGACUUUGGAAACAAUAGAUACAUCAGGUCCAUCUAUUUUUGGUAAAGGGCAGGAUGAUGAAGGCAAUGAGGCUGAGGAUGAAGGUGAAUGGGCGGAUUUUCAAAGUACAGAAACAAUUGUUGCAGGUGAUCAGAGUUUGUCAGAUAAUUUGUUCGAUUCUGCAGCAAAUUCAGACUCAAAUAAUGAUUGGUCAGGUUUCAGUGGUGCAGCAGGUGCACAAAAGGAAUCAGAUAUGAUUAAUAAUCUAGCAGUAAAUACAACAGCAAAUGACGAUUGGUCAAAUUUCUCCACAGCAAAUCAGAAACGUGAAAGUGAUGAUUGGGCAGACUUUCAAGGGCCUUCUCAAAAUAUUGUUGACAGUACAUUAACAGUGACCUCAUCCAUCGAUGAAACACCCGCACCAAUAAUUUCUGUAAGUCAAUCAGACUUGGUCACUGUGAAAAAGAAGAAUUUACAACAUAAUGAAAUAUUGGGACUUUUUAAACCAAGAGAUGACCCAUCUGUUUUGACUUCAUAUAAACUACCAGACUUGUCUCAAGAUGAUAACGAAGGAACAGCUAAACAGGACAAAAAAGGGUAUCUUGAAACAUCCAUAGACCAGCCAGCACCUUUUCAGCAAAACUUUCCCACGUCUAAGGUAGACAUUAACCCACCACAAAACAUUCCAAAACUAUCCGUUGAUGAUGAUGAUGACUUUUUCAGAGUUCCACCACCCAUGGAUGAGGGUGUAGAUGAUGAAGAUGAAUACGGUGAUUUUAGUCGAGGAUAUGACAUUGAUGAUGUUACACAUACACCUCCCCAAAAUACGCAAGAAAAGAAGAAAAUUUACUCCAUGUACGGCAUGGAAUUCACAACACAGUCUAAAUCCACAAAGGAGAAAACUCACAAGAAAACAGACUCUGAUUCGUCAAAUCAAUUUAACUUCGCUGCUGACAGCGUACAGUUUGACACUAAAAUAAACAAAGGACUUAAACCAGAGGAUACAAACUCAGUAUCAAGUUUAGAACUGCCAUUUUCUAAAAAUGUUCUGAAUGUGAAGGAUAGUGACUCAGUGUCUAUUUCUAGCAACGAAUUUGCUGCAGAUUUCCCACAGAUAAAGACUUUACCAGACUCCAAAUCUGUUGACAGUUUAGAUUUGAAGAUUUCAGAACCAAAGUCUGGGGAAAGUAAAUCUGCAGACAGUUCUGACAUGGAGGAGAAAUCUGAAAAUGAUGAACAGAAAGAAGAAACAGAUGCAGACAAAGUUACAGAAGAAAUAACAAGCAAACCAGAUGCAACUAGUUUUGGAGGACCUACCACUAAGCCUGUUCUAUUGUUUGGUGACCGAUACAGUGGUAUCAUGGAUGAUAUUACAGGUUCUGACAAGUAUGCAUAUGAAUGGCAGAGGUGUUUAGAGAAUUGUUACAGAAAUAUUAAAGAAGCUAAUAACAUUUUUAACUCUAUCAGUAGUUCUGGUGUCUGUAAUGAGGUUAUAAGGUCAGAGCAAGGGACAGAAUAUGUACAGGGUAUAGUGGAAAUUUAUAGAAUUGUUUGUAGAAUAACAGUGUCUAUGAAGUCAGCAGCUUUAAGUACAGACAAGCUAGGUCAGGUAUUGAAGGAUGUUGACCUGGUAUGGAACAACCUUGCUGCCUUUUUAGUAGGGGGUAAUAUAAUGCCUGAUGACAAUGCACUAAGUUUUAAGAACUGCCUUCUGAAGUCUGAUGACGUGGCAUCACAGAUGAGAUCUUGUGGAGUAUGCCUGUUGGACGUGGAUGUCAGGAGUAAAGAUUUUAACACAGAUGAAGAAGCUUCCAAGUUGACAUAUGGGGGGAGACAGUAUCAUGCUACAUGUGCUAACUUCUGGGUGAACUGUGUUGAUUCAAUGUUACCUGCCCUGAAAUUACCUGAAUUGUUAUGAUGUAGAACUGAAUAUGUUUUUUGUUAAAAAAUUUGAAUAUGCUCGUAUCCUGCCAUUAAUGUCAUAUUAGAUUUAAGGUUAUUCCAUUGAAAUAGAUGUGACAGGGUAGGAAGAGAAAUUCUAUUUUUGAAUAAGGGUCGUAAAUCAUUCAAGGUUGUGUGUCCAUUUUAUGUAUGCAAUUUACCCAAAGAAAAUAUUUUGGUUGUAAGGGGAUUUUGGAAGUCCCUUCCUACCCUUCCACACCCAUUUAACAAUUAGGUCCUUAAAAACAUUAGGCUUAAAGACAUUAAGAAGGAUAACUGACUUUUUGAAAUAUUUUUUUUUUGCAUUUUAUAGCUUUAAACAAUUAUAUGUUAAAAUGUUUUGUAAAAGUUGAAAAGUGUUUUUUUUUUUGUCAUUAGUAAAUUGAUUUUUUUAUUGUUAGAUAAGAAAAAUCUUUUAUAAAAUGAGGCGCAGAAAAAAAAUUAUAUCUUUCUUUAAAAUUUUAGAUUGGAAUUCACAAAACAAUAUUUCUUUAAAAAAUUGUAAAUCAUGAAAGUAUGAAUAGCGAAAGAAUUGUUUUCCCCCCAAAAAAUUGAAAAAAAACCUUAUAUAAUCAUGAUCAGUGAGUUGUACACUAGGGUUUUAUCCUGUAUGACAUUACGGAUUUAUUUGUUUCUAACAAACAAUUAAUUUUCAAUUUGUAGUGAAGCAAUUUUGUUAUAAAGAAUAAGAAUCUAUAAUUUAUGUGCUUACUAACUUGGUUAAUUUUUUUUAUUAGGUCAAUAUUUCAGAAUCUUUGGUAAUAUCAAUGAUAUAUGAGUCCUCUUGUUAUGCAUGUUGAGAACAAUAAAUUUAAUUUAUUAAAAUUUGUGUCAGUGUAACCUACAUUUUAUUCAUGAGUGACUUUUGUUAAGUUAUGCUUUUUGUUUCAUCUUUCGUCUCUAACUAUAUGUUAAUCCUAGACAUUUUGUUACUGCAAUUCCUCAUUUAUAGUAUACAACUGAUUAUCAACAUUAAGGUCACUGUGACUUACAUUUUUGAUUGUUUGGAGCAUCUGUGUAUUACAUCUAGAUUGUGUAUUGUGUGAUUAUUAGAAAAGAUCUGUUAAUUUUUUUUUUUUUAAAGUUGAUGACUAUAAUUAACUGUGUUAUUUGCAUUAAUUAAUAGUCAUUUCAAUGAUGUGAUACUUUAAAUAUUUCCUUCUGUUUCUUAAACACAUUUUGAUUCAGAUUUUGGGUACAAAAGAAGAGCCUUUAAACACAGCUGAUAUAAUAUGUAUAGGUCAAAGUUGGGAAUAUAUCUAAAAGAAGGGAUAAUGAACACAAAAAGUAACAAAAUUUAAAAGUGGAAAAAAAUCAAUUAUGGCGAUAUUUUUUUUUUUACGUCUAUGGAAUCUUUCUCACAAAUGUAACAUUAUCAUGCUAUUAUGCACCUCCAUAUUGUUUUUUAUCAGCAUAAGUUAUGGGUUUCCCUUACCAAAGCAUGGAUUUGAAAGGGGCAGGUGGGUAUCAUUUUGUGAGCUUUGCUCAUAGAUCAUCCAGUUUAGUUUUCAUUGGCUUAGAUCAACUUAAUGACAAUUUAGGUUCAAAGUAUAUUUAUUUGAUAUCAUUUGAUCCUAUGGAUUAAAAGCAAAAUCCAUCCUUGAUCUAAAUGUAAGUGGCCAAAAAGAGAUUUGAUUAAUGCAUUAAUCAACUACUUCAGUUCUCUGGAAAAACAUGUUGAAGACAAUGAAUUAUUCAAGGAUAAAAAAGAGAUUUACGAGGAAGAAUCAUAAAAACUGAACUACUAUUACUAAAGAAAUAUCUUAGAAACAAGAGUUAUUGUCAUCUUUCAUCAACCAACAUCUAUGCUACUUUGAAGAUGAUUGUUUUGGACAUGCCACUUUUUUUUAUAUAAAUAUGGAGCAUACUGUAUAAAUGACAUUUGUCUAUAUAUGUUUUACAGAUUCAUAUAGAUCUGAGUCUAAGUUAUGAACAUUUCAAUAUAAGUUGCAGUCAACUUUCAUGGUAAGAUUUUAUUGUGAAAAGAGCCCCUGGUAUUUAGCAGCCUGAUACUUGUUCCUUUACUUGUUUUAAUUACUCUAAUUUCUGUAUUCACCAUAAUUAUUUCUUAAAUUACAACAAUUUUAUAUAGAAUUUUCUGAAGAAGUCAUGCUUAGAAUGUAUGUGAAAAAUUGUCACAAAAGAUGGUUGCUUAACUCAAUGUUAUUGAUAAAUACAGGAAAAGGAAAGAAUUGGACAAAUUAAAAUGUCUGAUCACAGUUUACAGAGCAGAUCUAGUUGUAUAUGAUGUAGGGAUGACUCAAACCCUUUAUUUCAUAGAUUUACAGAGUAGUAACAGAAAUAUUAAUUGUUUAAAUGUGUAUGUUAUUCUCAGAUAUAUUGAGCCAAAUAUGAACAGUGCAAUAUUGUUGUUUUGUAAUGUUUGUUAAAUUACCCAUCAUGUUUUGAAACAUUGAAACACAUAGUAGUUAUUAAAUUAUGAAAAAAAACUAAGCAUACUGCUUUAUUUUUUUUACA